AUGGCAACUGCUUCGGUCUCUACACCAGUGAAGACCCAUCAUGGGAUCUUUUCCUCCAAGACAGCCGCAUCUGAUGAAACCUCGCCAUUCACCCCUCAAAAGACAGACGCAGGCUGCGAGAAGCCCAAGUCUAUCUAUGGCGGUAACCUGUCGUCAUACUUUGCCAAGUCAUCGGGAUCCAAGACCAGCGCAACUACAAAGGCUUCAUUUCCGAAGACCUCGGUUCCUAAGACUUCAGUUCCCAAGGCUUCCGUUGCCAAGUCAUCUGUAGCCAAGUCAUCUCGCACCCACCGCGAUUCUCCCAAGUCCAACAUUGCACGCACCCGUCAUUCACCUAAGCAUUUGCAGCUUGGUGUCUCCGAUUGGUCUCUGACUGGUACCGGUCCCUCAUCCUCUGGCCAAACCCCUUCCAAGGAGCGCACUCGACGGGAGAUCACAACUCGGCCUCGCCCUACCAAGACUACCGUCCGCAUCUCUCACAAUGCUGGAGACCGAUUCAUUCCUAACCGAACGGCCAGUGAGGGCCUUGUCACAAGUGGUGCCGCCAAGCCUGACGAGAGCCAGCGUCCCAAGACAAGCGGCAGCGAGGGUUCUACUGUUCUGGCCUCUGCUGCCAGCGCCUUCGAUAUCAGUGGUCGUGCAAUUGAGGAUGAUUUGACCGCUGCUUUGGACAACCUAGGCCUGGAUGAUAGUGAGCCGCCAAACUAUUCCCGCCCCGCACCAGAUGCUGUCGCCUACGAGUCAUCGUUGGCCAAUGCCUGUGGCGUUAACCUCAACACUCGCAUUCUGGCAUUCAAGCCUCCACCUCCCGAAUCAUCGAAGCCGAUUGAUCUGCGUGCCCAGUACAACCGUCCCCUUCGUCCUGCCAAGUCCCAGAAUGCUCAAUUCCGCCGGCGGGUUCAGACUGCUCCUGAGCGUGUCUUGGAUGCACCUGGUCUGUUGGAUGACUACUAUCUCAACUUGCUUGACUGGAGCUCUGGCAACCAGGUCGCCAUCGGUCUCGAGCGCAACGUUUACGUUUGGUCUGCCGAGUCUGGCACGGUCAGCUGCCUUUUGGAGACCUCACCUGACACCUACAUCAGCAGUGUGAAAUGGAGUGGCGAUGGUGCCUACGUUGGCGUUGGUCUCGGAACUGGCGAGGUUCAGAUUUGGGACGUCGAGGAGGGUUCCAAGCUCCGCAGCAUGUACGGUCAUGAUUCCCGCGUCGGUGUGAUGGGCUGGAACAAGCACACUCUUUCCACUGGUGCUCGUAGUGGUCUCGUGUUCAACCACGAUGUUCGCAUUGCUGAUCACAAGGUUGCUGAGCUCGUUUCUCACACUUCCGAGGUCUGUGGUCUGGAGUGGCGCUCCGAUGGUGCUCAGCUUGCUACUGGUGGCAACGACAACCUGGUGAACAUCUGGGAUGCCCGCUCUCUUAGUGCCCCCAAGUUCACCAAGACUAACCACCGCGCUGCCGUCAAGGCUCUGAGCUGGUGCCCCUGGCAAUUGAACCUCCUCGCCACUGGUGGUGGCUCCUACGAUCGUCACAUCCAUUUCUGGAACACCACCACCGGUGCUCGUACCAACAGCAUCGACACCGGCUCUCAGGUGACCAGCCUUCGUUGGAGCAACCAUUACCGCGAGAUCGUUAGCUCUAGCGGCUUCCCCGACAACUCGCUCAGCAUCUGGAGCUACCCGACUCUGGUUCGCAACGUCGAGAUUCCCGCUCACGAGACUCGUGUUCUGCACAGCAGUCUCAGCCCCGAUGGUCAGAUUCUGGCUACCGCCGCUGCAGAUGAGAGCUUGAAAUUCUGGAAGGUGUUUGAGCGCAAGCCUGGUAGCAGCGCUUCUGCUUCCCGCGAGGGUGGUGUUGGUAGCAAGGCCCAGCUGACCAAGUCCAUGACGAUUCGUUAA
Molecule: messenger RNA, 1893 nt
Organism: Penicillium subrubescens
Lineage: Eukaryota; Fungi; Ascomycota; Eurotiomycetes; Eurotiales; Aspergillaceae
Product: WD40 repeat domain-containing protein
Exons: 2
Coding region: 1-1893 (630 amino acids)
Biological process (GO): positive regulation of anaphase-promoting complex-dependent catabolic process; anaphase-promoting complex-dependent catabolic process; positive regulation of ubiquitin protein ligase activity
Cellular component (GO): anaphase-promoting complex
Molecular function (GO): ubiquitin ligase activator activity; protein binding; anaphase-promoting complex binding
Source: RefSeq, a predicted model, not a curated record